Oncorhynchus tshawytscha (Chinook salmon) is the source of this 3808-nucleotide messenger RNA. RefSeq names its product mitochondrial coenzyme A transporter SLC25A42. Gene Ontology annotation, cellular component: mitochondrial inner membrane. NCBI's taxonomy places the organism in Eukaryota, Metazoa, Chordata, Actinopteri, Salmoniformes, Salmonidae. The record is from RefSeq and is a predicted model, not a curated record. The transcript is spliced from 8 exons. Gene Ontology annotation, biological process: transmembrane transport. Bases 187 to 1155 code for a protein of 322 amino acids.
AGAGAGAGAAAUGUGGCGACGGAUCCCGGGAAGACGACAGAGGAGUUGAACACUGAAUGUGAAACAUUGCUGAAGAUUGUUCAAGAUUGGCCGGAUUUGCAACAAACACAGGCACAGUAAUCAAGAUUAAAGUGGAUUGUUGGGUGUUGACUGACUGUCAGAUACUGGGCGUCAUCAAGGGCACACAUGGCCCAUACAGUGCAGGACCACCAGAUGGCACAGCCCCAGGCAGCAGUGUUGUCUCUCCCUCCCUCUGGCCAGGCUAAAAGAUGGACAGUGUUGGACUCCCUGCUAUGUGGAGCAUUGGCAGGAGCUGUGGCCAAAACAGUCAUAGCUCCUCUGGACAGAACCAAGAUCAUCUUCCAAGUGUCUUCACAAAGAUUCUCUGCUAAGGAAGCCUUCAGACUCCUCUACUGUACAUACAUGAAAGAUGGCUUCCUCAGUCUGUGGAGGGGCAACUCUGCCACCAUGGUGCGGGUCAUCCCCUAUGCUGCCAUCCAGUUCUGCUCCCACGACCAGUACAAGAGAAUCCUGGGGGGAUACUAUGGCUUCCAGGGAAAAGCCCUUACUCCUUUUCCACGUUUCCUGGCAGGGUCGUUGGCUGGCACCACAGCUGCCAUGCUCACCUACCCCCUGGACAUGGUGCGGGCCAGGAUGGCAGUGACACCCAGACAAAUGUACAGCAACAUUAUGCACGUGUUUGUGCGCAUUACGCAGGAGGAGGGCAUUAAGACCCUGUACAGAGGCUUCUGCCCGACCAUCCUGGGAGUGAUCCCAUACUCAGGAAUCACCUUCUUCACAUAUGAGACCCUCAAGAAACUGCAUGCAGAGAGGACUAGGCGGUCCCAGCCGUACUCCUACGAGCGUUUGGCAUUUGGCGCGUGUGCUGGCCUACUCGGCCAGUCGGCCUCUUACCCGCUGGACGUGGUUCGCCGACGCAUGCAGACGGCCGGGGUGACGGGCCAACAGUACGGCAGCGUCCUGAACACCAUGAAAGCGAUCGUGGUGCAGGAGGGUGUGGUGCGUGGACUCUACAAGGGCCUCAGUAUGAACUGGAUCAAAGGGCCUAUCGCUGUGGGGGUCAGCUUCACCACCUUUGACCUCAUGCACAACCUCCUGCACAAGAUGCACCAGUUGGGAUACUUCACACACUGAGCCAGCAGAGGGAGCCAGAGGAAAGGUUCACUGUUGAGACUAGAGUUGUCGUCCGUCGGUCACAGACACAAUAUGGAUCCUCUGCAAGUCCGAUAGGGAUUGAAAGGGGAGUGUGGAUACUGGACAGACAGGAGGAGACAGAAGCUGUCAGUUUAUUUAAGUGCACAUCCUCUGACGCACAUUAAGCACGCACAGCCAGACCCCCAACUCUUGCUGUUGAUAGAUGGGAUGUCUGUACUAAGGCUACAAUAAGUGUCAUCAAACAGGGUAGAUGUUUGAUGAGUUUGCAAUAUGAGAGGUAUGAGAAUGUGAAUGAUUUUACAUUUCCAGUCCUGAUAUUUGUUUGAGAUUGUGGUAUUAUCUCUGGUGAGGACACUUAAUGGGGCUGGAGAUUAUCAGAGGCGAAGAACUUUACAAUCGGUUCAUUUUAGUAUGGAAUUUGAUCAACUAUGCUCACAAUGUUUUCUGUUGCUUUAAACUGAAGAUGCACUUGUAUUUUCAACCAUGCAUUGCUGCUUUUUCAACCAUGCAUUGUUGCUUUUUUUCAGCCAUGCACUGCUGCUUUUUCAACCAUGCAUUGCUGCUUUUUCUUCUUGAUUAUUUCAGGGCUUGUUGCAGCUGUAAUCCGCUGCUCUGCUCACUUCUGCAUUUAGCAUCAACGUUUCAUGGAAGAGUCACCUACUGGGCCUUGCUGCCAGAAAAUAGUUUCUUGGUUGCUGGUAGUUGGGAAUGUAGUCUUAUUCCAAAGAGCUUGUUUCUGUUUUGUUACGGUUAAAAAUGUCAAUUUUAUGACGUGCCAAGAUGGAAUGUACUGUCAGGAAAAUUAUUGGCACCCUUGAUAAAGAUGAGCAAAUACUGUAUAACUGAGCUAUAAUGUACUGAGCUAUAAUGUAUGCUCAAAAAUGAGAGAAUUCUAUUUUAUACUAAUACAGUUGCUCAGAGAAAGAGAUUUUGUUUAUCAAGUAAUAUUUUUUUCUCCAAAAAAGAUAGGUCAAAAUUAUUGCCACACUUGUUUUCAAUACCUCUCCUUGCGAGGAUAACAACACUGAACCUUUUUCUACAAUGUUUGAUGAGAUUGGAGAACACAUUGGGAGGGAAAUUGGACCAUUCCUCCAUACAGAAUAUUUCCAGAUCCUUGAUUUCCUUCAUCUGCGCUUAUGGGCUACCAUUUUCAAUUAAAACCACAGGUCUUUCCAUGUGGUUCAAGUCUAGAAACUGAUGGCCAUUGCAAAAUGUUGAUUUGUGUGGUCAAUUAACUGGUGUGCGUGGCCAAAGAGCUCAAUUGUCAUGUCAUCUAACAAAUGGAGAUUGCUAAACGGCAUUGGCAGUUGGUUUGGAACCUUUGCUAUGGUCAGAUGACACUACAAUAAAGCACUAGGCUUCCACAGAAUGAUGCAUAUGAAGAGAAAAAAACACCUACUGUUCCGUAUGGUGGUGGAUCUUUGAUGUUAUUGGGCUAAUUCGCUUCCACUGGUUCUGGGGCUCUUGUUAAGGUCAACUGCAGCAUGAACUUUACCCAGUACAAGGACAUUUUAGCCCAAAACCUGAUUGCCUCUUCUAGGAGGCUGAAACUUGGCCACGAGUGAAUCUUCCAGCAAGAUGAUAACCCCAAGCACACAUCAAAAUCCACAAAGUAAUGGUUAAUUGACCACAAAAAUCAACAUCUCAGUCUCCGGACUGGUUUAAAUUGAAGAGGGCAGACGAAGGAUAUCGAGGAUCUGGAAGGAUUCUGUAUGGAGGAAUAGUCUGAGAUUCCUCCCAAUGUGUCAAUCUCAUAAAACAUAUUAGAGAAAGGCCCUGUGACAUUCUCCUCGCAAGGUGAGUUUUUAAAACUAGUGAUCAUUUUUACCCGGUGUUUAAAAAAAGUUUUUUUGUAUUAUAUUUUGUUUAUCUGAGCAAUUGCAUUAGUAUAACAUUUGUAAAUGUUUUAUUCUCCAUUGGACCUGACCGUCGGUGUGCAAUAAUGCCCUCACGUUGAUGAGACAGAGAUGGUGAUAUCAUAAAUAGUUUAUUUUUAUUAACAACAUGCCUGCAGUCCCUCACACACACUGAAUGCCAUCUUCCAUUUAAACAAACUGAAGUGUUUCAGGCAGGAGGCCACAGGUGUGUGCAAUCAGCAUAUUAGCAAGGCUCGCAAGCAGUCAGCUGACAAUAAAGGGACAUGUCACUCAUUCGAACGUUCAAACCAACAGUUAAAGGUUGUGCUGAUGAAUAAAGAGGAGUUUAUUGGAUUUGCAUGUGAUAAUGGAUUGACAAUUUAGCUAGGAUCCUAGAUAUAUAAACACACAAUAAAUACAUUCAUUCAUUUUACAGUGAAGGCUACUCCUUCACAGUCAGUAAUCAUUUCAGCCUGACUGCACAGUUUCACUAUCUGGUGUCUAUAAAUAUAGAUGUGUAAUGUCUAACUGGAAUCUAAUGGAUAUCAUCCAUAUUUUCCCACUACAUGUAGCCUAAGGCAUAAAUAUAUCAUCAGUAUAUUUCUAAUAUUAAGGUAGUCUUUCUAUUAUCUGUAGUCUUAUUGUGAAGGAAAUCCAGUUUGUCAUAAAUCUGUUUCUAUGUUUAUUGAUACUUUACACAAGAAUUUCACUACACCCGCAAUAACAUCUGCUAAAUAUGUGUAUGUGACCAAUAAAAUUGGAUUUGUUUGACUUGA